Molecule: messenger RNA, 744 nt
Organism: Botrytis porri
Lineage: Eukaryota; Fungi; Ascomycota; Leotiomycetes; Helotiales; Sclerotiniaceae
Exons: 4
Coding region: 1-744 (247 amino acids)
Source: RefSeq, a predicted model, not a curated record
AUGUGGUUUCUCGAGCCCAACUCUGCUGAAGAGGAAAUUCUAGAGAAACUGGAAUCUCGACGUCUCAAACAAUUUGCCCAAGGAGAAGCUCUGGAGGCUCUUAGAGACUUGGUCAAGACGCAUAUAAAGCCUUGGGUUGAAGCCUGUUGCAAUUGCCGAGAGAUCAUGAGAAUUGCGGCCGUACGAUUGACCAUACAAGAAGCAUUAAUUUUGACUAGAAUGAUAACCAUCCGUUACCUAUGGGUCGAUGCAAUUUGCAUUGCCCAAUCCUCAGAAAACGAUGACUAUAGCGGAUUCCAAACGGAGGCAAGCAAAAUCCACUAUCAAAACGCGGAUGGUGCUUAUAGGAGUUUUCGCUUCCACCACGUAUACUUCAUUGGACCUCUUGUGGGCUAUACCGCGAAUGCCAAUUCUUCCUACUUUCUAGAAGGAAGUUUCAAGAAGUGGGAGACGUAUGGUUAUGCUGCUACUGCUACUCCUCAAGAUAUUCUAGCCAUGCCUGACGACAAACUCCUGACCCACGAUGACUGGCAUCGCUCACUUCGUUUGCUAUCGGAGAAAGGCUUAACCUUUUCCAAAGAUCGGGUAUACGCCAUCCAUGGUAUUGCUUGUCUCAUCAUAGAGCGACUCAAGGCUGAAUACUUUAAUGGCGUGUUCCGGCCAUAUCCUGCUCAAGGACUUGCGUGGAACUACUCCCCUUGGGGGUUCUUACGAUGCAUUGCCAGAUGUAUCCGUGGAACCUAG